Messenger RNA from Acaulospora colombiana, 1437 nucleotides. Lineage: Eukaryota; Fungi; Glomeromycota; Glomeromycetes; Diversisporales; Acaulosporaceae. The record is from the annotation of a GenBank genome assembly.
AUGCCGCAAAACGCCGGUCAACGAUCUGCCUCCGUAAAUCAGGGCGAAAGUAUUCAGAGCAGUGGUUCACAUACUGCCAGGAGUAAUAACACCACAAUACGUACACGAAGCAUCAUAUCCACACCUCCACGAGAAACGCGUACUCCUGAUUAUGAUCGGCUUCUUCCACAAAGAACCCCUAAUCCGGUCCAGGAUCUGCAGAUGCGGAUCGUUACCGAAGAAAGCUCCAAGAAGAGAAAGAUCUCGGUUAUCGAAGAGGAAGCACAGCAAGAAGAGGAAGGUCGCCUCUACAGAGCCGUUGUGGGUCAGGCUAUGAUGCCACUGAGGGAAACAACCGAUGAUAUAAUUCGUCGGUUGAACUCUACGCCCACUAGAUCUCCUAAAAAAUUGCUGUCAUUUAGUUCACCGACGAAACAGCGUAGUUAUUUUUUUGAUUCGCCGGUUAAGAAUAGUUACAAUUCGAGUCCGCUUCCAUUAGAAGCGCAGUUGAUUUUGACUAGUCCUCGUAAGCCUCCUCGAUAUAUUAGCAAAACUCCGUACAAGGUGCUUGAUGCACCAGACCUUCAGGAUGAUUUCUAUUUGAACCUGGUGGAUUGGUCGUCUUCUAAUGUCUUGGGAGUGGGUUUGGGCACAUGCGUUUACCUUUGGAAUGCAGUUACAUCGAGAGUUGUGAAACUUUGCGAUAUGGCAAGUACAGGACAUAGUAACAACGAUGAGAAUGUCACAUCAGUCAGUUGGAUGCCUACGGGUUCUCACAUAGCUGUUGGUACAGCCCCAGGACCCGUCGAGAUUUGGGAUAUUCACACAAGCAAGAGAGUUAGAAAAAUGAAGGGACAUAGUCAACGAGUAGGUGCCUUGGCUUGGAAUUCGUACACCGUUAGUUCAGGCAGUCGCGACAGAUUAAUCUAUCAUAGGGAUGUCAGAGAUCACAACGAUUAUACGGUGAAAUUGACGGGACACAAGCAAGAGGUUUGUGGUCUUAAAUGGAAUCCGGAAGGAACUCAACUUGCCAGUGGAGGCAACGACAAUAAGCUCUUGAUUUGGGAUCGAACAAAUGAUAUGCCCGUUCACAAGUUUCCCCAUCAUACCGCUGCCGUCAAAGCGAUUACCUGGAGUCCACAUUCACACGGUCUUUUAGCAAGCGGCGGUGGUUCACAUGAUAAAAAGAUUCGUUUUUGGAGCACCACAACCGGCGAGGUUUUGGGAUGUUAUGAUACCGAGUCGCAGUAUCCAAAUAUGGAGCAGUUGGCUGUCUUAAAAGGUCACACUUUGCGUGUCCUCUACCUGUCCGUUUCUCCCGAUGGAGAAAAUAUCGUUACCGGUGCUGGUGACGAGACCUUACGUUUUUGGAAUGUGUUCAACAACGGCAAGAAAGAGAAAAAACCCUACACGCCAUCCCUCAUCAAACGGUCAUCCUACUUUGUAGGUGACAAAUAG